Molecule: messenger RNA, 5535 nt
Organism: Oncorhynchus masou masou (cherry salmon)
Lineage: Eukaryota; Metazoa; Chordata; Actinopteri; Salmoniformes; Salmonidae
Exons: 4
Coding region: 468-728 (86 amino acids)
Source: RefSeq, a predicted model, not a curated record
UAGCACAGGAAAUAUGUAUAUUACACAAACAGACCUCUCUCUCUGUCACACGUUCACUCUCUCUCUCUCACUCUCUCUCACUCUCUCUCUCUCUCGUGCUCUCUCUCUCUGUCGCGCUCUCUCUCACUCUCUCUCACUCUCUCUCACUCUCUCUCUCGUGCUCUCUCUCUCUGUCGCGCUCUCUCUCUCACUCUCUCUCUCUCUCAUUCUCUCUCUCUCUCUGUUGUGCUCUCUCUCUCUCUAUGUUCUUCCUCUCACUCUCUCUCUCUCUCUGUUCUUCCUCUCUCUCUCUCUGUUCUUCCUCACUCUCUCAUGCUGUCAGAACGGGGGCUGAAGCAAUGCCACUUGAACGUUAAGUGCAAUAGAACAGAGUUGUCGUGCCAACCGGCGCCUGUGCAAAGUGACCUCAACACCUGGUAUGUUCUGAGCGUGCUCCAACUCCGGCUCCUCGGAUCAGCUAACUCACCAUGGGAAACUACAUGUGUGGAACACUGAGGAAGAAGAAAAAUGAAGAUGAAGAUAACGGUGAUAGUCAUAGCAGCCCAGACAACAAGGAAGAGGAUGUGACAUAUGCCACCAUCGACCAUAACAACACCAAGACAACAGGAUUCAUCGUAGAUUCCGGAGAUAACGAUUGUGACUACGCCAUGGUUAACCUUCCAACUGGCCCAGCCCACCAGUCGUCAAUCAAGGAAGACUGCUCAGACGACUAUGUCCUUAUGGGCUAACCUCAUGGACAAUGUGUGUGUGUGUGUGUGUGUGUGUGUGUGUGUGUGUGUGUGUGUGUGUGUGUGUGUGUGUGUGUGUGUGUGUGUGUGUGUGUGUGUGUGUGUGUGUGUGUGUGUGUGUGUGUGUGUGUGUGUGUGUGUGUGUGUGUGAGAUGACAGAGGUCAUGUGAGUAGGGAGAUAACGGAGAUGCAAGGUGGACAAUGGCUGGGGAAAGCUCGAUAGCACCUUACUGAACCAAAGGAACAGAUAUGAUGCCUGUGACAGUGCCUACAAACUCAACUUGAUGCAGUAUGUGGUUCACUAAUUACAGGGGCUUGCCAAAGUAUUCACCCCCCUUGGCAUUUUUCCAAUUUUGUUGCCUUAGAACCUGGAAUUAAAAUGGAUUUUGGGGGGUUUGUAUCAUUUGAUUUACAUAAUGCCUACCACUUUGAUGAUGCAAAAUAUGUUUUAUUGUGAAACAAACAGGAAAUAAGACAAAAAAAAACAGAAAACAUGAGUGUUCAUAACUAUUCACCCCCAAAGUCAAUGUAGAGCCACCUUCUGCAGCAAUUACAGCUGCAAGUCUCUUGGGGUAUGUCUCGGCAAAUCUAGCCACUGGGAUUUUUGCCCAUUCUUCAAGGAAAAACUGUUCCAGCUCCUUCAAUUUGGAUGGAUUCCACUGGUAUACAGCAAUCUUUAAGUCAUACCACAAAUUCUUAAUUGGAUUGAGGUCUGGGCUUUGACAAGGCCAUUCCAAGACAUUUAAAUGUUUUCCCUUAAACAACUUGAGUGUUGCUUUAGCAGUAUGCUUAGGGUCAUUGUCCUGCUGGAAGGUGAACCUCAGUCCCAGUCUCAAAUCUUUGGAAGACUGAAACAGGUUUCCCUCAAGAAUGUCCCUGUAUUUAGCUCCAUCCACCAUUCCUUAAAUUCUGACCAGUUUCCGAGUCCCUGCUGACGAAAAACAUCCCUACAGCAUGAUGCUGCCACCACCAUGUUUGUGGUGGGGAUGGUGUUCUCAGGGUGAUGAGGUUCUCAGGGUGAUGAGGUUCUCUAGGUGAUGAGGUGUUGGGCUUGUGCCAGACAUAGCAUUUUCCUUGAUGGCCAAAAAGCUCAAUUUUAUUCUCAUCUGUCAAGAGUCCCUUCCUCCAAAUGUUUGGGGAGUCUCCCACAUGCCUUUUAGUGACACUUAGAUUGCACAUAGGUGGAUUUUAUUUAACUAAUUAUGUGACUUCUGAAGGUAAUUGGUUGCACCAGAUCUUAUUUAGGGGCUUCAUAGCAAAGGGGUGUAUACAUCUGCAUGCACCACUUUUCCGUUUUUGGGGGAGGGGAAUAUUUUUGAAACAAGUCAUUUUUUUCUUUUCACUUCAUCACUUUGUACUAUUUUGUGAAUGUCCAUUAUAUGAAAUCCACAUAAAAAUCCAUUUAAAUUACAGGUUGUAAUGCAGCAAAAUAGGAAAAACGCCAAGUUUUGCAAGGCACUGUAUAGGUUUCUAUUUAUGUUUAAUUAUGUUUUACAGACAUGUAUUGUGCUUACGUUAAUAUACAGUGCCUUUGGAAAGUAUUCAGACCCCUUGACUUUUUCCAUAUUUUGUUAUGUUACAGCUUUAUUAUAAUUAAUUUUUCUUCAUCAAUCUACACACAAUACCCCAUAAUGACAAAGCAAAAACAGGUUUUUAGAAAGCUUUGCUAAUUUUAUUUACAAAAUUUAACCUGGAAAUCUGUCAUUUACAUAAGUAUUCAGACCCUUUACUCAGUACUUUGUUGAAGCACCUUUGACAGCGAUUACAGCUUUGAGUCUUCUUGGGUAUGACUCUACAAGCUUACAAACUGUAUUUGGGCAGUUUCUCCCAUUCUUCUCUCCAGAUCCUCUCAUGUUAUGUCAUGUUUAAGUUUUUUAUUUAACCUUUAUUUAACUAGGCAAGUCAGUUAAGAACAAAUUCUUACUUACAAUGUAGGCCUACCAAAAGGCGAAAAGCCUCAGGGAUGUGUGUGCUUUGGGGACCUUUAACAGAAUGUGACUGGCAGAAUGGGUGUUGUAUGUGGAGGAUGAGGGCUGCAGUAGAUAUCUCAGAUAGGGGGGUGAUAGGGGGGUGUGAGGCCUAAGAGGGUUUUAUAAAUAAGCAUCAAAAAGUGGGUCUUGCGACGGGUGUACAGACAUGACCAGUUUACAGAGGAGUAUAAAGUGCAGUGAUGUGUCCUAUAAGGAGCAUUGGUGGCAAAUCUGAUGGCCAAAUGGUACAUCUAUCCGCUCAAGAGCACCCUUACCUGCCGAUCUAUUAAUUACAUCUCUGUAAUCUAGCAUGGGUAUGAUGGUCAUCUGAAUCAUGGUUAGUUUGACAGCUGGGGUGAAAGAGGAGCGAUUACGAUAGUGUAACCAAGUCUAGAUUUAACUUUAGCCUGCAGCUUUGAUAUGUGCUGAGAGAAGGACAGUGGCCAUACUCCCAAGUACUUGUAUGAGGUAUGAGGUGACCUCAAGCUAUAAACUCCCAGAUGUAGUAAUCACACCCGUGGGGGGAGGGGCAUUCUUCUCACCGAACCAUAUGACCUUUGUUUUGGAGGUAUUCAGAACGAGUUUAAGGGCAGAGAAUGCUCAUUGAACACUAAGAAAGUUUUGUUGUAGAGCAUUUAACACAAAAUCCAGGGAGGGGCCAGCUGAGUAUAAGAUUGUAUCAUCUGCAUAUAAAUGGAUAAGAGAGAUUCCUACUGCCUGAGCUCUGUUGUUGAUGUAAAUUGAGGAGAGCAUGGGGCCAAGGAUCGAGCUUUGGGGUACAUCCUUGGUGACAGGCAGUGGCAGAGACAGCAGAUGUUCUGACUUUAUACACUACACACUUUGAGAAAGGUAGUUAGCAAACCAGGCUAAAGUCCCAUCAGAGACACCAAUACUCCUUAGCCGGCCCACAAGUUGAAAUGGUCUACUGUAUCAAAAGCUUUGGCCAAGUCAAUAAAAAUAGUGGCACAACAUUGCUUAGAAUCAAGGGCAAUGGUGACAUCAUUGAGGACCUUUAAGGUUGCAGUGACACAUCCAUAAUCUGAGCGGACCUGAGCGGUCCCAGUCCCUGCCGCUGAAAAACAUCCCCACAGCAUGAUGCUGCCACCACCAUGCUUCAUUGUAGGGAUGGUGCCAGGUUUCCUCCAGAUGUGAUGUUUUGCAAUCAGGCCAAAGAGUUCAAUCUUGAUUUAAUCAGACCAGAGAAUCUUGUUUCUUAUGGUCUGAGAGUCUUUAGGUGCCUUUUGGCAAACUCCAAGUGGGCGGUCAUUUUACUGAGGAGUGGCUUCUGUCUGGCCACUCUACCAUAAAGGGGAGAUUGGUGGAGUGCUGCAGAGAUGGUUGUCCUUCUGGAAGGUUCUCCCAUCUCCAUAGAGGAACUCUAGAGCUCUGUCAGAGUGGCCAUCGGGUUCUUGGUCACCUCCCUGACCAAGGCCUUUCUCUGCCGAUUGCUCAGUUUAGCUGGGCAGCCAGCUCUAGGAAGAAUCUUGGUGGUUCCAAACUUCUUCCAUUUAAUAAUGAUGGAGGCCACAGCGUUUUUGAGGACGUUCAAUGCUGCAGAAAUGUUUUGGUACCCUUCCCCAGAUUUGUCCUUCGACACAAUCCUGUCUCUGAGCUCUACAGACAAUACCUUUGACCUCAUGUCUUGAUUUUUUCUCUGACAUGUAUUGUCAACUGUGGGACAUUAUAUAGAUAGGUGUCUGCCUUUCCAAAUCAUGUCCAAUCAAAAUAAUUUACCACAGGUGGACUCCAAUCAAGUUAUAGAAACAUCUUAAGGAUGAUUAAUGGAAGCAGGACACACCUGAGCUCAAUUUUGAGUGCCAUAGCAAAGUGUCUGAUUUUUUUUAUUUUACAUUUAUUUAACUAGGCAAGUCAGUUAAGAACAAAUUCUUAUUUUCAAUGACGGCCUAGGAACAGUGGGUUAACUGCCUGUUCAGUGGCAGAACGACAGAUUUUGUACCUUGUCAGCUCGGGGAUUUUAACUUGCAACCUUUCGGUUACUAGUCCAAAGCUCUAACCACUAGGCUACACUGCCGCCACUGCCACCCAAUAAGGUAUUUCUGUUUUUUAUUUUUAAUAUAUUAGCAAAAAUGUCUAAAAACCUGUUUUUGCUUUGUCAUUAUCGGGUAUUGUGUGUAGAUUGCUGAGGAUUUUUUUUUUUUUUCGAUUUUAGAACAAGGCUGUAAUGUAACAAAAUGUGGAAAAGGUCAAGGGGUCUGAAUACUUUCCGAAGACACUGUUGCCAGUUAAAUUGUUGUAAUUUCUUUUAAAACCUUAAGGACCCAUGAGUAGAUAUGAAACCACAACCUGUGGGGAUUCCUUCUGAGAGAAACAGAUGAUUUUGUUCAGAGACUAUCUAUGGGUUUAUUUGGCCUCGACAGAGGAAACUCAUUCUGACAAAGACCCAGCUCUCAACCACACCACUAACACCAUGGGCUUGUGCUAAAGAGAAUGUGUAGUAGUGCAAAAGAGAGAGAUGAAAUGUUUAUCAUUUGUGGUUGAAUUACGUUUGAAUUGUAUAAAUAAUUAUUUUUUCUGGCACAAAUCUAUUUGAAUGAGAUACAGUAAUGUGAGAGCAGGAUUGGAGUUGUUUUGUGAACUGGUUUUAGAUGUUUCUCAAAAUCACCAGCAAUUGUCCUAUUGUAUACACGUAUCCUAUAAAUUAUUGACACAAAGAUAGGUUAAAUAUCAACAUUGUUAGAAAAGUCCAUGUUUGUAUCAUGUUGUUUAUAACAUCAAUGGCAACAGGAAACUGCAGACUAUUUUCUGCAACUUCAAGAUUAAAUCGUUGAAUAUUUUGUAGUUUCUUUGAAAAAAUCAAUAAAAAGGGAAGUCUGUGA